Messenger RNA from Prosopis cineraria, 761 nucleotides. RefSeq lists its product as uncharacterized. The transcript has a single exon. NCBI's taxonomy places the organism in Eukaryota, Viridiplantae, Streptophyta, Magnoliopsida, Fabales, Fabaceae. The record is from RefSeq and is a predicted model, not a curated record. Bases 85 to 447 code for a protein of 120 amino acids.
CCCGGGGAGAGGGUCAACUAGAGAAGCAGCACAAAGGCAGUGAGGGAGCGUAGUACGUCAGGAGAAGAAGGCAAGACGCUAGCCAUGCCUGCCCCUGCACCCCUAAGCAGCGCCUCUGCUAUGCUCCGUCACCGGAUCCUCCCCGCCCUCCGAACUCGUGGAGGCGGAGCCUCCGGUCCGAGCCGUUGGACCGCCCCCGGCCACGAGGAGCGCCCCAAGGGUUACCUCUUCAAUCGAACCCCUCCACCCCCUGGUCAGUCCCGCAGAUGGGAAGAUUGGGAGCUUCCUUGCUACAUUACCAGUUUCAUAACCAUCGUGAUCCUCGGUGUUGGCCUUAACGCCAAGCCUGAUUUGACCAUCGAAAGUUGGGCACAUGAGAAGGCCCUCGAACGCCUCAAGAUGGAGAACCUUGGCCUCUCUGAUUCUGGCUCCAGUGAAUCGGAUUGAAACUCCGCCUGCACGACAAUAUUUGGAUUCACUCCUUUUGUUGAGUUUCUUGUGUUUGGUUGAUGGCCCUCCGGGUUUGAUCGGUUCCCUUCUAGGGUUUGAUCUGUAGUUGAAUAAGGCUAUAAAUGUGGAAUUUGGGCUCCUGGUGUAGUCUGAUUACUGCAUACCUAGUUAAUUCUGACGCUUAACAUGUUUAUUUUUGAAGCUGCUUAUAGGCAUGUUAAUUCAACAUUUAUGUUUUGAAUGUGGAUAAAACAUUAUAGAUUCUCGCUGCUUUCUUGGCUCGAGUGAUAUUAUAUUUUUAGUUGCUAUGA